Capsicum annuum is the source of this 1997-nucleotide messenger RNA. RefSeq names its product 5-epi-aristolochene synthase 2-like. The transcript is spliced from 7 exons. The record is from RefSeq and is a predicted model, not a curated record. Lineage: Eukaryota; Viridiplantae; Streptophyta; Magnoliopsida; Solanales; Solanaceae. The coding region runs from base 78 to 1763 and encodes 561 amino acids. Gene Ontology annotation, molecular function: magnesium ion binding; terpene synthase activity. Gene Ontology annotation, biological process: diterpenoid biosynthetic process.
AUUUAUCUCAUCAACUUGAGAGUUUCUUUCAUUUAUCCUUAGAAGAAGCAAAAACACUCUUAUUAUUUGUUGCAACAAUGGCCUCAGCUAUAGUUGACAAUAAUUUUGUGAACCAUAUUGAAGAAGAAGAAGAGAUCAUUCGCCCCGUCGCCAACUUCGCUCCAAGUCUAUGGGGCAAUAGUUUCCUUUCUUUCUCCAUCAACAAUCACGUAGUUGAACAAAUGUAUGUUCAAGAGAUUGAAGUGUUGAAGGAACAAACAAGGAGUAUGUUGUUAGAUACUGGAAGGAAAUUGGUUGAGACAUUGAAUUUGAUUGAUGUUAUUGAACGUCUUGGCAUAGCCUAUCACUAUGAAAAAGAAAUCGAUGAUAUCUUGAAAAAAAAUUUCAAUGACAAUUCAAACUUUGACGAAGAUGACUUUAAUGAUUUAUGCACCUGUGCUCUUCAAUUUCGAUUGCUUAGGCAACAUGGUUACAAGAUCUCUCUUAAAAUUUUCAGCAAAUUACAAGAUGAAAAUGGCAAACUCAAGGAGUCUCUUGCGAGUGAUGUCUUAGGAUUAUUGAGCUUGUAUGAAGCUUCACAUGUAAGGACUCAUGGUGAUGACAUCUUAGAAGACGCACUUGCUUUCUCCACUACUCAUCUUGAGUCCGCAGCUCCACAUUUGAACUCUCCUCUUAAGGAGCAAGUGACACAUGCCCUUGAGCAAUCUUUGCACAAGGGUAUUCCUCGAGCUGAGACUCGAUUCUUCAUCUCAUCAAUCUACGAGAAGCAGGAAACAAAGAAUGAUGUGCUACUUCGAUUUGCCAAAUUGGAUUUCAACUUGCUCCAGAUGUUGCACAAACAAGAACUUGCUGAAGUAUCAAGGUGGUGGAAAGAUUUGAAUUUCAUGGCAACACUUCCAUAUGCUAGAGAUAGAGCAGUUGAAUGCUACUUUUGGACAUUAGGUGUCUAUUAUGAGCCUCAAUAUUCACAAGCUCGCAUCAUGCUUGCUAAGACCAUAGCUAUGAUUUCAAUUGUUGAUGACACCUUUGAUUCUUAUGGUACAGUCAAAGAACUUGACACUUACACCAAUGCCAUACAAAGAUGGGAUAUCAGUGAAAUUGAUAGACUCCCUGAUUAUAUGAAAAUCAGUUAUAAAGCUCUUCUACAACUUUAUGAAGAUUAUGAAAAGGAAUUGUCUAGCAAUGGAAGAUCUCAUGUCGUUUAUCAUGCAAAACAAAGAAUGAAAGAAAUAGUGAGGAGUUAUAAUGUCGAGGCAAGAUGGUUUAUCAAAGGAUAUAUGCCACUUGUUUCUGAGUAUCUAAGCAAUGCAUUAAUAACUAGCACUUAUUACUUGCUCACAACAACAUCAUAUUUGGGCAUGAAGUCUUCUACAGAACAGGAUUUUGAGUGGUUGUCAAAGAAUCCUAAAAUUCUUAAAGCUAAUGCGACUAUAUGUCGAGUUAUUGAUGACAUAGCCACAUAUGAGGUCGAGAAAAGUAGGGGACAAAUUGCAACAGGAAUUGAGUGCUACAGGAGAGAGUAUGGUGUAUCAACUGAAGAGGCAAUGAUUAAAUUUAGUGAAAUUGCUGAAGCAGCAUGGAAGGAUAUUAAUGAAGGAAUGCUAAGGCCCUCUUCUGUAACUAUGGAGUUUUUAACUCCUAUUCUCAAUCUUGUUCGUCUUAUUGAUGUUGUAUAUAAACACAAUCAAGAUGGAUAUACUCAUCCGGAGAAAGUUUUAAAACCUCAUAUUGUUGCCCUUCUUGUGGACUCCAUCAAAAUUUGAGCUUCCAAUAGUUGAGAAAGUACAAAAUAUGUUGUUAAAUAAAGUUGCACUUCCUAACUAGGACCUCCUUAAACCCUCGUAAGAAAUAAUGCUACAAGCUUCUUUUGUUCUUUAUGUCAGAAUGUCUGGAGUUUCUACUUGGUAUGGUCCAUAAGUGACCCCACUAUUUUGUAAUCAUCAUGUAUAUGAUCUAUUAUAAUAUUAUGUCUUCUUAACGAAAAAAAAUAAAUUAAA